GGCGGGCGGCCCGGGAGCCUUUGGGGGCCGGACCGUCGCGCGGCAACGCGCGCUGAGGGGGCGGAAAUGGGGCUGGUGUCCCGCGGCGCGGCCAAGUCGGGGUUGGGGCCCGGAAGCGCUGCUGUCCGCCCUGGGAGCCACCGGUUGCCCAGCAUGGUCCUGAAGAUCUUCUUCCCCACGUGCUGUGUCUCGGCUGACAGUGGCCUGCUGCUCGGGCGCUGGGUCCCUGAGCAGAGCAGUGCUGUCAUCCUGGCCAUCGCACACUUCCCCUUCAUCCCUGCCCAGGUCAAAGAGCUACUGGCCCAGGUGCAGCAGGCCAGUCGGGUGGGCCUGGCUGUGCUGGGCACCUGGUGCCACCCCCGGCAGGAGCCCCCCAAGAGCCUGGGCUGCUUCCUUGAGGGGCUCAGUGCCAUCUUUACCCACGAGCCCUGGUUGUGGCUGGGUCGGGAGCAGGCCGGCAAGGCCUGGCGCUGCAAGGCUUCCCACUGGUCAGCGGCCAUGGAUGAGGACCAAGUUCUGCUGGUCUUCUAUGACCAGCGCCAGGUGCUGCUGUCUCAGCUGCACCCACCAGCUGUGCUGCCGGACCGCCAGGCGGGGGAUGCCAUGCCCAGCGUCCAGGGCCUGGCCGUUGUCUUCGACACAGUGGCGCGCAGCGAGCUGCUCUUCCACUGUGACCGCUUCGCUGAAGGCCCUGUGCGGCUGAGCCAUUGGCAGUCAGAGGGCGUCGAGGCCAGCAUCCUGGUGGAACUGCUGCGGCAGGCCUCGGGUCCUGUGUGCCUGCUGCUGUCUUGCCUGCUGUCCCUGAUAGCGUCCUUCAGCACCUGUCGGGCAUCCCGGCUGUGGCCCGUGUCCUUCCUCACGAGCAAGCUCUCCACGUGUGAGCAGCUACGACACCGGCUGCAGCACCUCACGUUUGUGUGCAGCACCCACAAGGCUGAGGACCCCACCCAGCGGAUGAGGAAGGCUGACAUGCUGGUCUCCAUGCUGCUGGAUGUGGCCCUUGGCCUCACCCUGCUGUCCUGGCUCCACAAGGAGAACCGCAUCGGGCAACUGGCUGAGGCGCUCGUCCCUGCGGCCGACCAUGUGGCUGAGGAGCUGCAGCACUUGCUGCAGUGGCUCAUGGGUGCGCCUGCAGGGCUCAAGAUGAAUCGUGCACUGGACCAGGUGCUGGGUCGCUUUUUCCUGUACCACAUCCACCUGUGGAUCAGCUACAUCCACCUCAUGUCGCCUUUCAUCGAGCGCAUCCUGUGGCACGUAGGCCUCUCAGCCUGCCUGGGGCUCACGGUAGCUCUGUCCAUCCUGUCGGACCUCAUUGCCCUGCUCACCUUCCACAUCUACUGCUUCUACGUCUAUGGGGCCAGACUGUACCACCUCAAGAUCUGUGGCCUGUCUUCCCUCUGGCGCCUCUUCCGCGGGAAGAAGUGGAAUGUUCUGCGGCAGCGCGUCGACUCCUGCUCCUACGACCUUGACCAGCUGUUCAUUGGGACUUUGCUCUUCACCAUCCUCCUCUUCCUGCUGCCCACCACGGCCCUGUACUACCUCGUGUUCACCCUGCUCCGGCUCCUGGUGAUUGCUGUGCAGGGCCUUAUCCAUCUGCUGGUGGACCUCAUCAACUCCCUGCCAUUCUACUCGCUGGGCCUGAGACUGUGCCGGCCCUACAGGCUGGCAGUUGGUGUGAAGUUCCGUGUCCUGGAGCCUGUGGCCAGCAGGCCCCUCCGCCUCCUGAUGCAGGUCCGGCCGGCCGCGGGCAGGAUGGGCACCCAGGGCAGCCCGGUCAAGAGCUACGACUACCUGCUCAAGUUCCUGCUGGUGGGCGACAGCGACGUGGGCAAGGGCGAGAUCCUGGAGAGCCUGCAGGACGGCGCGUCCGAGUCGCCGUACGCCUACAGCAACGGCAUAGACUACAAGACCACGACCAUCCUGCUGGACGGACGGCGGGUAAAGCUGGAGCUGUGGGACACGUCGGGCCAGGGCAGGUUCUGUACCAUCUUCAGGUCCUACUCGAGGGGUGCUCAGGGCAUUCUGCUGGUGUAUGACAUCACCAACCGCUGGUCCUUCGACGGCAUCGACCGGUGGAUCAAGGAGAUUGAUGAGCACGCCCCUGGGGUCCCCCGGAUCCUGGUCGGGAACCGGCUGCACCUGGCCUUCAAGCGGCAGGUGCCCACAGAGCAGGCACGCGCCUACGCCGAGAAGAAUUGCAUGACCUUCUUCGAGGUCAGCCCCCUGUGCAACUUCAACGUCACUGAGUCCUUCACGGAGCUGUCACGCAUCGUGCUCAUGCGGCACGGCAUGGAGAAGAUCUGGCGGCCCAACCGAGUGUUCAGCUUGCAGGACCUGUGCUGCCGUGCCAUUGUCUCCUGCACCCCCGUGCACCUCAUUGACAAGCUGCCACUGCCCGUCACCAUCAAGAGCCACCUCAAGUCCUUCUCGAUGGCUAACGGCAUGAACGCUGUCAUGAUGCACGGACGCUCCUACUCACUGGCCAGCAGCACCGCUGGCAGCAGCAGCAAGGGCAGCAGCCUCAAGCGCUCCAAGUCCAUCCGGCCUCCGCAGAGCCCGCCCCAGAACUGCUCCCGCAACAACUGCAAGAUCUCCUAGCAGGAGCCGGCUUGCCCGCAGGACCAGGACUUGGCAGGGCACACUGGCCACAGGGCCCUGCCCGGGAGGCCGCAGGCACAGGGCCGCUGGGCCGGACCUGCCCCCCUCCUUAGCCACGUGGUUCUGGGGGCCUGGCCUGCACUGAGCUCGGCCCCUCAUCGGGGAAGGGGGAUGCAUGGGCCGGGGUGGGGGGCCUCUGGCAGUGUCUCACACUGAGCCCAGCUGCAGGGGCGUUGUCCCUGGGCACACGGGGCUGACAGUACCCUGCCUCCACCCUGUGCCGUGGCGUCUGCCAACCUCUGACCUCAGCUGUGUCCCAACAAGUGACUGUUCCCGGCUUGGUGGACACCCCGUUCUCGAGGACCUGCGAGGGACAGCAGGGCCUAGCCCCUCCUGAAGCCAUCCACUGUUGCCCCCCUUGGGGACGGGAUCCCCAAGCCCGCCACAGUCUCCCUGGUGCUCAUGUCUACCUCCUGCCCUCACCCCUGGGCAGCGGGCAGUGGGCUUCUGAGGAGUCGACACUACCUGAGUUACAGCCUGGCGCCUCGGAUCUUCUCGCUGUUUGUACAGUAAACGUGGUUCCUGGA
Molecule: messenger RNA, 3185 nt
Organism: Ochotona princeps (American pika)
Lineage: Eukaryota; Metazoa; Chordata; Mammalia; Lagomorpha; Ochotonidae
Product: ras-related protein Rab-40C
Exons: 16
Coding region: 67-2598 (843 amino acids)
Biological process (GO): intracellular signal transduction; protein localization to plasma membrane; GPI anchor biosynthetic process
Cellular component (GO): synaptic vesicle; endoplasmic reticulum; plasma membrane
Molecular function (GO): GTPase activity; GTP binding
Source: RefSeq, a predicted model, not a curated record